AUGAAGAAGGGUGGUUUUAGCAAUAACCUCAAGCUCUCAAUUCCGCCAGCUGGCGAGCAAUCAAUCACCAAAUUCCUGACUCAGAGCGGUACGUUUAAGGAUGGAGAUCUACGAGUUAACAAGGACGGAGUUCGAAUCGUUUCUCAAUCGGAGCCUGAAGUUCUGUCUCCAAUUAAGCCAGCGGAUGAUGAGCUGAGCUUGUCGGAUUUGGACAUGGUUAAAGUCAUUGGGAAAGGAAGCAGUGGUGUUGUACAGUUGGUUCAACACAAAUGGACCGGCCAGUUUUUCGCCUUGAAGGUCAUUCAAUUGAAUAUCGAUGAAGCAAUUCGCAAGGCAAUUGCACAAGAGCUGAAGAUAAAUCAGUCGUCGCAAUGUCCAUAUCUUGUCAACUCGUACCAUUCAUUUUAUGAUAAUGGCGCGAUCUCACUAAUCUUGGAGUACAUGGACGGAGGAUCUCUAGAAGACUUUCUCAAAUCAGUUAAAAUCAUCCCUGAGUCCUAUCUUUCUGCCAUCUUUAAACAAGUGCUUCAGGGACUGAUCUAUCUUCAUCACGAUAGGCAUAUCAUCCACCGUGACUUGAAACCAUCUAAUCUGUUGAUCAACCACAGAGGAGAGGUCAAAAUCACAGACUUUGGUGUGAGUACCGUCAUGACAAACACAGCAGGUUUAGCAAACACGUUUGUCGGGACUUACAAUUAUAUGUCUCCAGAGAGAAUCGUUGGAAACAAGUACGGUAAUAAAAGCGAUAUAUGGAGCUUGGGUUUAGUAGUGCUUCAAUGCGCAACAGGGAAGUUCCCUUAUUUACCUCCAGAUCAAGAGGAAACAUGGAGCAGUGUUUUCGAGUUGAUGGAAGCCAUCGUUGACCAACCACCACCGGCUCUUCCUUCAGAUAGUUUCUCCCCUGAGUUAUCUUCAUUCAUCUCCACAUGUUUGCAAAAGGACCCGAACAGUCGAAGCUCUGCAAAAGAACUAAUGGAACAUCCUUUCUUGAACAAAUACAACAACUCGGAGAUCAACCUCGCGUCCUACUUUACAGAUGCAGGAUCGCCGCUUGCAACGCUUGGGAAUAUUUCCGGUACGUUCUCCGUUUAA
Molecule: messenger RNA, 1092 nt
Organism: Thlaspi arvense
Lineage: Eukaryota; Viridiplantae; Streptophyta; Magnoliopsida; Brassicales; Brassicaceae
Source: the annotation of a GenBank genome assembly